Molecule: messenger RNA, 2495 nt
Organism: Brienomyrus brachyistius
Lineage: Eukaryota; Metazoa; Chordata; Actinopteri; Osteoglossiformes; Mormyridae
Product: spermatogenesis-associated serine-rich protein 1
Exons: 7
Coding region: 261-1004 (247 amino acids)
Source: RefSeq, a predicted model, not a curated record
AACUAAGCAACCGUUUGUUGUUGGCUUCCUGUCAGCUUUAUUCAGACACAUGCAGUCAUAAAGGGCUUCUUAGUACAUCGAGUAAAACUAGGACAGAAUUUCUUAAAGGCAUUCUUCAAUUCUUAAAUGUUCUCUUAAACUGAACUUUGGCAGGAUUGCAGUUUUGUAUUAAAUGAUCGCGAGUAAUGAAGAUGCAAUAAUCAGAAAAGGAGAUAACUUCCGGAAACCCGAGGAACCUCCCAGUACGUCAGUGGUGAGAAAUGCUGCAGGACAGAAAUACUAUCUGGGGGUCGGAGGAGCCCAGCAGAGACUACGGCAGACGCCACUUCACCGAAACCCGCGGUCGGGAGGCGGUUUACAAGCCGCACAUACGGCACAUACAGCCAAACUACACCCAGAGCGAUUGGCGCAUCAUCCGUCUGACUUGCAGAUGCGACCUUGACUGGAAGUCCCGUCUCCGCCGGCUGCCGCAGCCCCGCUACGGCGACGCUCCGUUUCCCCACAUCAAAGCCAUUAAAUUCCCCGAAGAGAUCAGGCUGCUGAGGUCUUUUCCUAACGCCAAUAUGGUCUCCCGUUCCGAAUGGACUUUCUACCCCAACCUCGGCCACGCCGCCCCCUUCCAUGAGGGUAAGCGCUGCCUGUUUGAUGGGACGCACCACCGCAGAAGCAUGAGGAGCCACUCUCACACCACCCUGGAGUCAGUGAUGGGCCAGAAGAAAAGGGGGGAGCGAGAAUCCAGCAGACACCCAGCUGAGGCUCCAAAGCCAUAUCUGAGCCCCGAAUACACUACAGACUUCCACAAAUACGGCUCUACGCUCCCAGCUAUAGGUUUCGGGUCCCGGGCUACCCUGAAGGCAGACACCUUCAUUGCUCUGUCUCCUCCACUGGCCCCAGCAUGUGUGUCUUAUGUGGAGAAGGAGAGGAUUAAACAGCGAGAGGCGGAUAUCCUGGAGGUGAAGCAACUGAACGAAUGGAAUCCAGCAGCAUCCAUCUUCGACUUGUGACUUGUGCGAUGACCAAGAUAAGAUGUAGCAACUCUGACUUGUCAAGAGGACUGUGUGGCAGGCGGAUAGAGGGACAGUAUGUGUGUGAUUUUAGGACAUAAGAAACACGUAUAAAAAUAAAUUAUGUGUGUGAUCGUUAUAUGAAAAUUUCGAGUUGAAAGAUUGACAUCUUACUAUCCAAGAGACGAUGUGGGUGGUAAGUGUGUAAAAGGGAAAGAAAUGCGUGUAUUACAGAAACUCAACACAAUGCUUUCUUUUUCAAUUCGAUUGUUGAGAAAUACUUACUUUAUCCACGAGCCAAGUGACAAAAACACCGUUAGCCAAUGAACCUCCAUUCUGCUUUGCGGGCUGAACAGCAACCCAAAAUUUGCCAUAAUUGAUCAUAACAAGCAUAAAUAGCAAAAUGGGUGCGUGAUGUUUUCAUUUAUCUUCUAACUGCUAACCCAGUUCGGGCACUUUGGGGAGCCUGCGACCCCUCCCAGGAAGGCGAGGGCACAAGGCAGAGGAACGCCUUAAAUGGUAUGCCAGUCCAUCACAGGGCACAUGCACACAUUAUGGGCAAUUUUAGAGACAUCAUUUCAGUAAAUGGCAUGUCUUCAGAUUUUGGGAAAAUAUCAAGAGGAAACUCGAGGAGAGCGUGCACUCCUAGGCAAAAAAUGAGCCACAUCCAAAUUGCACAACAUUAAGCUUUGUACGAGCUCCAUACCCAGGGGCAGCAUUUUACCCCAUAAGGUGAUGGACAACCAAAUAAAAUAAGAAACCAUCAUUGCUAGAGGCUAUUAUUUUGGGAACGCUUACGAAAUUCUAUUUCUUUUCGGUGGUUUGCAAAAAACGUGAAGGAAAGAAGCGAUUGAUUGUCAUGACAUUCAAUACCAGGUGUUUGCAACAUCCAGUAAACCACAGCCCCUUAAAUCUCCCAAGGUCCCUUUGCCAGUGUAUUUCUGCGAAUGGUCUCCAGUCCCUCAGGACUCCGAAAUGUGCACAAUGAGGCCUUUGUGGGGGAUGCGUUUAGUGACGCAAUAAUCACUUAAUGAGCUCAAAAGAGGAUGUCGUCCAUGAUUUAGUGGGGUUGCCCGAUGUAGCUUUUUCUAAACUGCUGCAUUUAAAAUUAAACCAGAGCAAAACGUUAACAAAAAUAGUACAUUAAGUCAAGGGCAUCUCUGAAACAAUAACAUCAGCAUUAGCUUGCGAGUAAAAUUCAGAGAGUCUGGCCCUGGUUGUGAAGCGAGGGAAUUAGCCCGUUAGUUUCCCUUUCAGGCGUGGUCAUGGAAACAGACUGACGACUGGCGAAUCUCUGGGCAACCACUGACUUGCUGAUACUCGCAUGCACAUGCACACUCGCACAAAUGCAGAUGUACGCAGCCCUGCCGGUCCACAAAGACACACAUAUAACUGAAGUUUGUUUCUGCUGGAAGACAACAUGUCUGUUGGGAGCAGACCAUGCUUCCAGACUGGAAUCUCUCAAGACUGUAAUGGCAUAACUUUCCAUGU